Molecule: messenger RNA, 2241 nt
Organism: Mycetomoellerius zeteki
Lineage: Eukaryota; Metazoa; Arthropoda; Insecta; Hymenoptera; Formicidae
Exons: 1
Coding region: 129-428 (99 amino acids)
Source: RefSeq, a predicted model, not a curated record
CGGCCCCCGCUACAAGUCAGCCGAGCGACAAUCAGCUCAGGUCGCAAGAGUGACCCAGGCCUAGGUCCGCCGCCUCGCCGACGCUAUCGUCGACGCCCUCGUCGACGACCUCGCAUCCGCAUUAUCUCAUGUAUGAUGAGGACGGGGCUGCGGCGGACCAAAAGAUGGAAGUCGACGAGCGAGGUGUUAUCGAGACAAGUAGCAUGGUGAAUCCCGAACAAAUGGUAGCAGCUACUGCCGGUGGGAUUGGCGUAGGAGUCGGUGUAGGGGGACCAGGUACAACCAGUGGAAGUGGUACUGGAUUGACUGGUUACUGGCAACAUGCGACUACCGCCACCGGCUACUGGCCAUCGUUGUUCGACUGUUGGACGACACCAUCGAUCGCAUCCGGUUCACAGACGCUGUCUUUGCCGCGGGAUGACGAUUGAGGCCAGUAGAAUUUUAUCGACUACUCAUGCGUUGUCUGUACUUGGCGCUGUCCUGCUUCUCCCAAUUUGUCGCGAAAUCUCGUUUUGUUUCAUUAAACAUUGAAUGUUUGAUUUAAACGAAAAUGGCUCAGAGAUAUCACAUUUAUAUUUCCGCCGAAAAACGCAAAAACGAUUUCAUUGUAGUUAAUUAAAAAUAUAUAGUAAUGACUUGUUCCCAUGCCUUUAUAAAAUUCGUAAGUAUCGAAUGCGAAGUCACUUAUCGAAUGUAUUAAUUAAUACAUGAUUGAAAUUGAACGAUGCGAUGCAAAUUUCGUCACAGAAUUGGAAAUAUUUUAUUUGCGACUCUUAAGUUUCUCUGUUGACAACUAAUUAUAAUCUUCUAUUUCGAGAUCUUCGUGAAAAUUGACGAUAAAGCAAAAGGGUAAAGAACCAGUGUCUAUCACUAUAGAAGAAUUGACAGAACUUACAGUUGAAAAUAUUUGAUUACGUUGUAAAUACAAGUAUUAUGCGAGUAAUCGGCUACAUUGGAUGCGAUCGGCAAACUACAAGUUCGGCUAGUCGGUGAACUCACAUAUUCCUCAAGACAGAUAAAAAUUAAUGGAGUACAAAUGUUAAACUUCCGCCGCGAUGAAAAGUAUAUUUAAUCCCCCUUCCUUAUUUUUAUUUUAAUAUUUUUAAUUGAACACGAUAUAUUUAUUAUUCGAAUACGAUGCUAAAUAUACAUUGCGAUAAAGCAACGAAAUAGUAUUACGUUGAAAAAAACGAGAAAAAGCUUUCUCUGAAAGAAUCAUAUAGCGUAAAUAUGCUAAUUGUACGCUGCAUGCUUUAAUAAUUUUUUUCAUAUGUAAAAUGUGGGGAACGGGGAUUAAUUUUUAAGAACAACGGCGCUAACAAAGAUCUCUCGCGGAUCACGUACUCACUAUUUUGUAGAUAUAUGUAUAGUAGAACGCCGGCUCUUUAUGCCGAGCGUAACUGUAUACCAAAAAAUUGUUACAUUGUAAUGACGAUAAUAACGAUUAUUCAGCAGAAUACUAAAAUAUUAUAGGCUGUAAGUAAGCGGAUUGUGCGUUGUACAGUGUAUGGAGCAAGGAGCAUCCUAUCGAUUAGGCGUACAUUAUAAAUCUGAAUUAGUAUUGUCGAAUAAUUACUAAAACAAUAUUCACAGUAUCCUCGCGCGGCGCGUGCAAUUGGAUUUUUCAAGUCCGUCGAUUCCUCUUCCUCUUCGUACUCUCAUCGUUCCAACGACAGUGUUUAACUUAUACGUAUAUACCCUUGAUUGUGUAACUAGAGAGGCGUUAACGUAAUCAACGAAAAUGUCCUAUUUUUAUAAGUAGCUUAUUAUUUGAUAGACCACGCGUUGUGAGACAACAAAACCAAAGUUAAACCCAAAAAAUAUCACGUAUGUAUAGUAAUUAUGCCGCGCGUUGAAGCCACAGAGAUAAUUGUAUAAAUUAUUACACAUAACGGGGGAGUGUGGUGGUGCGUCGGGAGAUUUUGACGGGAUGAAACGACGACGAGACACGGCGCGAAUCGAUCGGCUUCGGAAAAGUCGACAUGCGAGCGGCCGAUCGCCAUAGAGCUCGAGGUAUAGUCACGUAAGAUAGGCGUAAGAAACGACCGCUAUUUUGUAUGAAUCCCAAUGUCGUACAAAUGUUCGUCGUAAUCACAUAUCCCAGUCCCUGCGGUGAGUGAUUCGUAACGUCACGCAGAAUGUUCUUCAUUCCCGUUUGUCACCUCACUCGCUACGUGUAAACGUUCCUACUGGGCGAUAUUGAGCGCCGUAAAAGGCCCCGUUUGUAAUCUAGUCACAAUA